AUGAGUGGUUUAACUGAUUUAACAUUAGAAGAUGAGCUAACUCAUGUUUAUGAAGAAUAUGCAGGAUAUCCAACAACCAGUUUGGAAAUCUUUUCAUCUAUUUUGCCAUUACCACUGAAUCCUCCAGUUGGAAAAAUUCCUAAAAAAAUUAAAAAAUAUCGUCAAAAACCAGGAGAUGAUGUUCGAUAUCAAAUUUCUCGCUAUGUUCCAAAACUUAAACUUGUUUUAGAGAGUCACAUUAACAAUACAUUAGAUACUAAUUCAUAUCCAUACACGAGAGAUCCCGGAGUUGCUGACAGAUCUAAAGGACAACAACAAGCUCCAAGUGAAAAUCGCAAACCUAGAAUAAUAGCAUUUGUAGCAGGUGGUUUAACUUAUUCUGAAAUUCGUAGUGCAUAUGAAUUGACAGAAAGCCAUAAUAAAGAUGUAAUUAUUGGAUCAACUCAUGCGAUCACACCAAGAAAUUUUAUUGAAGAUUUAAAACUUCUCCGUAAUCCACCAACAAGGAUUUAUCAACCACAGCAUCAUCAACAACACCAACCAAACUUACUACCUACAUCAGCACCAGCAUAUGGUGGUGGUUUCAUUUCACAGCCACAACUACAACAACCACAAAUACCUCCAAAACCUUUCUCUAGCCCCGGACACAUUCAUAAUCCGCCACCACCUGAUAAUAGUAAUCCAACUUCUAAAGGAAAGCUUUUUUACAAGUUUUAG
Entrophospora sp. SA101 is the source of this 717-nucleotide messenger RNA. The record is from the annotation of a GenBank genome assembly. Lineage: Eukaryota; Fungi; Glomeromycota; Glomeromycetes; Entrophosporales; Entrophosporaceae.